GAGUACAUCCAGCUGACCGUGUACUCAAGUCUUUAGUCACAUAUAAACCAGCAGAGAAAACAGAAGUUCAAACCCACCCAGGAAAGCCAAGACUGAACCUACUCAACUCAACUCAAUUCGAUACACAAUGAUAUCAAGUAGUGGUCGUUUAAUUAAACGUCUUGCCGUAUUCGAUUUUGAUCAUACAAUAUCCGAAUAUAACACAGAUAUAGUAGUGCGGGACUUACUUGAUAAAGAUCUUCGAACGCCAGAAAUAAGGAGUAUUGUACGGACUUGCGGGUGGAUACCAUACAUGCAAAAAAUUCUCAGGAUGCUACAUCAGCAAGGAUGCAAACCAACUGAAAUAGUUUCGGCGAUUCGAGGAAUUCCGGAAGUUUCUGGCAUCAAGAUGUGCAUUGAAGAAAUGGCCCGAAGCAACUUUCACAUCAUCAUAAUCAGCGACUCCAACUCAGAAUUCAUCAAGAUAUGGAACGAAUACAACGAUAUAAGCCGCUUUAUCCACACAACCUUUACAAAUCCGGCCAAGUUCAACAGCAAUGGGCUUUUAGAAGUACAUCCCUUCCACCAUCAGACCGAAUGUACGCUGAGCUCAAAAAACCUCUGCAAAGGCUCAAUUUUAGACGACUUUAUAAGUAAUCAGUACGAUCAAGCCAACACGGAGUACGAAAAGGUAUUCUACAUUGGCGAUGGCAAAAAUGAUGUUUGUCCAAUGCUGCGGCUCAACGAGAAUGGAUACGCCUGUCCCCGGGAAGGCUACAUUUGCUGCGAAGAACUAGCAAACGCCAUCAGCAAGCGACCGGAACGAUACGAGGCUAAAAUUUUGAAAUGGAACACCGGAAGUCACCUGAUUGACCUAAUCUGGCGAGAACUUUGACCGUGCGCUAUCUGUGUUGUCAUGUUGGGAAACCAUUUUACGGUACUCGUUUAUUUGAUUUUGUUUGAUCAAAGCAUCCUGUCUCAAAAUCCCCACUACCCAGUUAACUCAAUCGGAAUUCAAUUCGAAUUGUUUACGUAUUCCGUUUCAAACGCAACAACCGAUCUCGUGUACGUAACGCUGAUUCUAUUGGUACGUUCGUUUGAAAAGCCGGUGCGGCAUCGAGUGCGGCACUACACGCAAAAUGGAUAUCUUAUCUACAUAUAAAAAAAUUCGACGGUUUUGUUCGAACGCGAAUCAGUUGAUAACGAUAAAAGUCGUAUCGGAGCGCUC
Molecule: messenger RNA, 1207 nt
Organism: Culex quinquefasciatus (southern house mosquito)
Lineage: Eukaryota; Metazoa; Arthropoda; Insecta; Diptera; Culicidae
Product: pyridoxal phosphate phosphatase PHOSPHO2
Exons: 3
Coding region: 128-874 (248 amino acids)
Molecular function (GO): phosphatase activity
Source: RefSeq, a predicted model, not a curated record